Molecule: messenger RNA, 6760 nt
Organism: Chiloscyllium plagiosum (whitespotted bambooshark)
Lineage: Eukaryota; Metazoa; Chordata; Chondrichthyes; Orectolobiformes; Hemiscylliidae
Gene: pi4kab
Product: phosphatidylinositol 4-kinase, catalytic, alpha b
Biological process (GO): phosphatidylinositol phosphate biosynthetic process; phosphatidylinositol-mediated signaling
Cellular component (GO): plasma membrane; cytoplasm
Molecular function (GO): 1-phosphatidylinositol 4-kinase activity
Source: RefSeq, a predicted model, not a curated record
CCUCACUCCCUGUAGGCUGACGGUUUUGACACACUGGCGCGUUGUGAGAUGUGAACUCUCUGGCUCGCCGUCCGGCCGCCGCCACUCAACAUGGCGGACCUGUUGGGGAAGGGAGCCGGCCGUGGCUUCUACUUCAACACGGUGCUCAGCUUGGCCCGCUCCCUGGCCGCCCAGAAACCCGCUUCCAUCGACAAAGUAGAAAAGUUACUUUGUAUGUCUCCUGUGGAUUUCCAUGGCAUUUUUCAGUUGGAUGAACGCCGCAGAGAUGCAGUUAUUGCUCUCGGAGUUUUUCUGACAGAGUCAAAACUUCAGCACAAAGAAACUGUGGUUCCCUAUCUGCUGCGGCUGCUUAAGGGAUUACCCAAAGUCCAAUGGAUUGAAGACAGCUCAGGGAAAAAGAAUCGAGGAAAGCUUCCUGUUGCUGAAAAUUUCAGCUUCUGUUUGGUGACACUACUUUUUGAUGUUGCUCAAAAGGACCCUACGUUAAGGGUACAGGUUCUGGAGGCUAUACUAGAUGUCAUGGAAGUUCUGUUGGGGAUGUGUCUGGCGCCUCAGACUCAGGAUAAAGAAAACCUGUGCAGAUAUGCAGUGCCUUGCUUGAUUGGAAUUGGUCGAGCUUUUGGACGUUACAGUAACACAGAUGAAUCUCUCCUUUCAAAACUAUUUCCCAAAAUUACACCACAAUCACUGAAAGUUCCUCAUGAGAUGGAUGGACUGAGACGGCGCUCCUUCAAUGAUUUUCGAUCAAUCCUGCCCAGUUCCCUCCUGACUGCCUGCCAAUCGUGUGAUAGCUUGCGGCACAACGCCUGUAGUGGGACCAGCGUUUCUCAGGCAAGCCCUGAACGCACAACUGCAGCUCCUUGUUCACCAGGAGGGACCAACUUGCACUAUUUCGAAGGUUCAUAUCUCCCUGAUGGCAGUACUGUGGAUCCUCAAUAUUACUUUUCUACUAUUAGCUCAAGUUUUUCUGUCUCCCCACUGUUCACUGGCUGUAGUACAAAAGAAUUUCAUAUUCCACUAGAAUACCUCCGACAGCUACUCCAAAUGGUUAAACGGAUUGUGGCUGAGUCAGUUUUAAAAACACUGGAUGCAAUAUUGGCAGAGGUUACUGAGGCAAAUGCAAAUUUGGAUCUGUACUAUCGAAACUUCAGUGAUCCUCUUUAUGUGGUCGUGUUUAAAAUGUUGAGAGACACUUUGUAUCACAUGAAAGAUCUCCAGACUGCAUUUGUGAAGGAGGUUCAUGAUUUUGUCCUCGAGCAGUUUAACAGUAGCCAGUCUGAACUCCAGAAGAUCCUGCAUGAUACAGAGUAUAUUCAUCAUGAAUUUAACCCUCUGAAACUCAGAUGUCAAGCAAAUGCUGCAUGUGUGGAUUUAAUGGUGUGGGCUGUUAAGGAUGAGCAAGGUGCAGAAAACCUCUGCUCAAAGCUUUCAGAGAAACUGCAGUCAAAGACAUCCAGUAAAAUAAUUCUGUCACACAUGCCUCUCCUGAUUUGUUGUCUACAGGGUCUGGGACAUUUGUGUGAACGAUUCCCUGUCGCAGUUCAUUCCGUCACAGCAUCACUAAGAGAUUUUUUGGUGAUCCCUUCACCAGUACUCGUCAAGGUGUACAAAUACCACAGUCAGUACAAUUCAGGAGGUUCUGACAUUAAGAUAAGUGUAACAAAUGAGCACUCAGAGGCGACUGUGUUAUCUCCAAAGAAAAACCAGCCAUCUAUGUAUGAACAGCUGAGGGACAUUGCUAUCGAUAAUAUCUGUAGGUGCCUUAAGGCAGGAUCAGUUGCAGACCCAGUGAUUGUGGAAGCAUUCCUAGCUAGUCUAUCCAAUCGUCUGUAUAUAUCCCAAGAGAAUGAUAAAGAUGCCCAUUUGAUUCCUGACCACACGAUCCGUGCCCUCGGCCACAUCGCUGUGGCGUUGAGAGACACACCAAAGGUGAUGGAACCAAUUCUGCAAAUUCUGCAGCAGAAAUUCUGCCAGCCACCGUCUCAGCUGGAUGUUCUUAUUAUCGAUCAGUUGGGCUGCAUGGUUAUCACAGGGAACCAAUAUAUUUAUCAAGAAGUCUGGAACCUCUUUCAACAAAUCAGUGUCAAAGCCAGUUCAGUUGUUUAUUCAGCAACUAAAGACUACAAAGAUCACGGUUACAGGCACUGUUCCCUGGCAGUUAUCAAUGCCCUCGCCAACAUAGCAGCUAACCUGCAGGGGGAGCAACUGGUUGAUGAACUUCUUGUGAAUUUGCUGGAGCUUUUUGUACAGCUUGGUUUAGAAGGGAAACGAGCAAGUGAAAGAGCAAGUGAGAAAGGUCCUGCUUUAAAGGCUUCAAGUAGUGCGGGUAACUUGGGUGUUCUUAUACCGGUGAUAGCUGUGCUGACAAGACGGCUCCCUCCAAUCAAAGAUGCAAAACCCAGGCUUCAGAAGCUGUUCCGAGAUUUCUGGCUCUAUUCAGUUGUGAUGGGAUUUGCCGUGGAAGGCUCAGGCCUGUGGCCAGAGGAGUGGUAUGAGGGAGUGUGUGAAAUAGCCACCAAGUCCCCACUGCUCACCUUUCCUGGAGGAGAGCCAUUACGUUCAGAACUGCAGUAUAACUCUGCCCUGAAGAAUGACACCGUUUCUCCGGCUGAACUGAAUGAACUAAGAAGCACCAUCAUAAAUCUCCUGGAUCCACCCCCCGAAGUCUCUGCCCUCAUUAACAAGUUGGAUUUUGCCAUGUCAACCUAUCUGCUCUCUGUCUACCGAUUGGAGUAUAUGAGGGUAUCCCGCUCUACAGACCAGGACCGAUUUCAAGUCAUGUUUCGAUAUUUAGAGGACAAAGCUAUUCAGAAGGACAAGGCAGGAAUGAUGCAAUGUGUGGUUGCAGUAGCCGAUAAAGUGUUUGAUGUUUUUCUCUCCGUUAUGGCCGACAAGCCCAAAACAAAAGAAAAUGAGGAAGAACUGGAGAAACAUGCCCAAUUCCUGUUGGUGAAUUUCAACCAUAUUCACAAGAGGAUUCGAAGGGUUGCUGACAAGUUCUUGUCUGGCUUGGUAGAUAAAUUCCCACAUCUGUUAUGGAGUGGUACUGUGCUAAAAACAAUGCUGGAUAUUCUUCAGACACUUUCUCUUUCCCUCAGUGCGGACAUCCACAAGGAUCAGCCUUAUUAUGAUAUACUCGAUACCCCUUACAGAAUCACUGUUCCUGAUACCUAUGAAGCCAGAGAGAGCAUUGUCCGAGAUUUUGCUGCUCGUUGUGGUGGAAUCCUUCAGGAGGCAAUGAAAUGGGCUCCAACUGUUACCAAGUCCCAUCUCCAGGAAUAUCUGAAUAAGCAUCAGAAUUGGGUGUCAGGUCUGUCUCAGCACACUGGCCUUGCUAUGGCAACUGAAAGUAUCUUGAACUUUGCGAGUUACAACAGACAGAACACGACUCUAGGGCCACCAUCUUUCCUUGUUAUCCAGGCAACCCAACUAACUGAAAGACCUGCUUGUGUGAAGAAGGACUACUCUAGCUUUAUGUCCUCCCUCAAUCUACGCAAUCGCUCUGCAGGAGAGGUUGCAGGCAUGAUACAUUUCUCUGAAGCAACUGGUCGACAGCAGUCCGACCUGAACAAAGUUAUGAUUAAAAAACUUAAUGAUGCGCUGGAAUCAGCUGAGAGUGAGGCUUGCACACAAUCCAUGUUUAACCUUACUGCUUUGCUUAUCAGCAGCAAAGUUUGUGACCCUCAACUCCUCCAUCAUCUGUGCUGGGCUCCUCUGCGUAUGUUUACAGCAUUGGGCAUGGAAACUGCUGUGGCUUGUUGGGAAUGGCUGCUGGCUGCAAAGAAUGGCAUAGAGGUUCCAUUUAUGCGUGAAAUGGUUGGAGCCUGGCAGAUGACAGUGCAACAGAAGAUUGGUCUUUUCUCAGAAGACAAGAAAGAAGCAGAUCCUUUGGCAGCUUCAGAGCAGAGCCAGCCCAAACCCUGUCCCCCAGAAGUUACACCCCACCACAUCUGGAUAGAGUUCCUGCUGCAAAGGUUUGAGAUUGCAAAGUACUGCAGUGCAGACCAAGUGGAGAUCUUCGGUAGCCUGCUGCAGCGUUCUCUCUCCUUAAAUGUUGGAGGAUCCAAAGGAAGUUUGAACAGACACGUUGCAGCCAUUGGGCCAAGAUUCAAGUUACUGACUCUCGGUCUUGCAUUGUUGCAUGCUGAUGUUAUUUCCAAUGCAACAAUUCGGAAUGUGCUGAGGGAGAAAGUCUAUUCCACUGCCUUUGACUAUUUCAGUGUUGCACCAAAGUAUCCCACGCAAGAGGAGAAGAGACUGCGUGAAGAUAUCAGCAUUAUGAUCAAGUUUUGGACAGCCAUGUUCUCUGAUAAGAAGUACCUUAAUGCAAACCAACUUGUCCCUCCUGACAACCAGGAUCCCUCUGUGAAUAACCUGUCUGUUAUAACUGUGGCUGAUUCCCGGAGCAAUCUUGAUGUUGCUGUUGGAACAAGACAGCAAGCGACACAAGGCUGGAUCAAUACCUACCCACUGUCCAGUGGAAUGUCAACUAUCUCCAAAAAAUCAGGCAUGUCAAAAAAGACUAAUCGAGGUACUCAGUUGCACAAGUACUACAUGAAACGGCGCACACUGCUGUUGUCUUUAUUGGCAAGUGAAAUUGAACGACUCACCACAUGGUAUAACCCCCUGUCAUCCCCUGAGUUGGCAUUGGACCAGGCUGGAGAACUCAGCGUAGCAAACUGGCGGUCAAAGUACAUCAGUCUGAAUGAAAAGCAAUGGAAAGAUAAUGUAAAUCUGGCCUGGAGCAUCUCACCUUACUUGGCAAUAGAGCUGCCUUCCAGAUUUAAAAACACUGAAGCCAUUGGAGCAGAAGUAACACGUUUGGUGAGGCUGGAUCCUGGAGCUGUUAGUGAUGUCCCAGAAGCCAUACGGCAUCUGGUCACUUUGCAUACUAUUGAUGCGGAUGCCCCAGAGCUGAGCCAUAUUUUGUGUUGGGCGCCUACAGAUCCACCCACUGCCCUCUCUUACUUUUCGAGUUUAUAUCCACCACAUCCGCUGACUGCACAGUAUGCUGUAAAAGUGCUGCGUUCAUUUCCUCCGGAUGCAAUUCUGUUCUACAUUCCGCAAAUUGUUCAAGCUCUCCGAUACGACAAGAUGGGAUAUGUGAGAGAGUACAUCUUAUGCGCAGCAGCCAAGUCUCAGCUUUUAGGUCAUCAGUUUAUUUGGAACAUGAAAACCAACAUAUACACAGAUGAAGAAGGCAAUCAUAAGGACCCUGAUAUCGGUGAGCUACUGGAGCAACUGAUUGAAGAAAUCACUGGUUCAUUAUCAGGCCCAGCUAAGGACUUCUACCAACGAGAGUAUGAUUUCUUCAACAAGAUCACUAAUGUUUCUGCUAUCAUCAAGCCAUAUCCGAAAGGUGAAGAGAGGAAGAAAGCAUGUCUGAAGGCCUUAUCUGAGGUUAAAGUCCAGCCUGGUUGUUACCUUCCAAGUAAUCCAGAAGCUAUUGUUUUGGACAUCGACUACAAGUCAGGAACUCCCAUGCAGAGUGCUGCAAAAGCUCCCUACCUGGCCAAGUUUAAAGUAAAACGGUGUGGAGUAUCUGAAUUGGAAAGGGAAGGUCUUCGCUCCUGUUCUGACUACACUGACAGUACAGAGAAUGAUGAUUCUGAAAGGAUAUGUUGGCAGGCUGCCAUUUUUAAAGUUGGUGAUGACUGCAGACAGGAUAUGUUAGCGUUACAGAUUAUUGGUCUUUUCAAGAACAUUAUUCAGCUUGUUGGUUUGGAUCUCUUUGUCUUUCCAUACAGAGUCGUGGCUACAGCACCAGGGUGUGGAGUGAUUGAAUGCAUCCCUGACUGCAAAUCACGAGAUCAGCUGGGCCGGCAGACCGAUUUUGGAAUGUACGAUUACUUCAGAAACCAGUAUGGAGAUGAAUCAACUUUAGCGUUCACAAAGGCACGGUAUAAUUUUAUCCGCAGCAUGGCUGCCUACAGCCUCCUCCUCUUCUUGCUCCAAAUCAAAGACCGACACAAUGGGAACAUCAUGUUGGAUAAGAAAGGUCAUCUCAUCCACAUAGAUUUUGGCUUCAUGUUUGAAAGCUCACCUGGAGGUAAUCUCGGCUGGGAGCCUGAUAUUAAACUCACGGACGAGAUGGUGAUGAUCAUGGGAGGGAAGAUGGAGGCCACACCCUUCAAAUGGUUCAUGGAGAUGUGUGUUAAGGGAUACUUAGCAGUCAGGCCUUACAUGGAUGCUGUGGUGUCACUCGUAACACUCAUGUUGGAUACUGGACUUCCAUGUUUCCGGGGACAGACCAUCAAGCUCCUGAAACAAAGAUUCAACCCGAAUGUAAGUGAGAGAGAGGCAGCAAACUACAUCAUCAAAGUCAUUCAGAACUGCUUCCUGAGCAACAGGAGUAAAACCUACGACAUGAUUCAGUACUACCAGAACCAGAUCCCAUACUGAUGACGAACUUGAGAUAGGAAAGAUGCUCAUGCUGUUGUCACUACUGUAUAAUUCUUGCACUUUUUAGCCUCAGUUUGUGUUACCCGUCUUUACCGGUGGUAUCUUAAACUGUAUUCUUGGGACCUCACAACAAUCACUUGUUAUAAAAUGGAUAUUCAAUCACUCUUUGCGAUUAUAGAACAUAGAAUAUGUGUCAAAUCAUAGUUGAAGCAUUAAUUGCACUAUAUGUGUUGUCUGUGAUGUUGAGAUGAUGAAAUUGAAAUAUUAAAAUUGUAUGUGGAGAUAUUAUUUUUCUUUAGAGUAUGUAAAUGUGUGAUACAGAUGUUAAAUCUAUAAUGUGAAUAAAGUAGUUGGAUUA